AUGAGAAUUAAAACAACCAUCAAUGGUUUAAGUUUCAGUUAGUAUUUGUAACCAUGACUACACAUGGUAAAGCAUGGCCGCUCGAUUAACAGUUUGUGAAGAAAGAUUGCGCAGAAAGUAGGUGAAAUGCUGUUGAACCAGGUAGUUUUCAUCAGAUUAAUAUGAUGCAUCCAGAAUGCUUUGAUACGAACAAUUGGCCCACAAGCUGAAGAGAUGCUUUUUUUCGUCGAGCGUCGAUAAAAAUGAAUCGAUACAUAACGUUAAAUCAAUUAGGGGACGGAACGUUUGGUUCCGUUGUUCUUGGAGAACGUAUCGACACUGGGGAGAAGGUUGCCAUAAAAAGGAUGAAAAGAAAGUAUUAUUCCUGGGAGGAGGCGAUGAACCUGCGUGAAGUUAAAUCUUUGAAGAAACUUAGUCACGCGAAUGUAGUCAAAUUAAAGGAGGUAAUUCGUGAAAAUGACGUAUUGUAUUUCGUCUUCGAAUACAUGAAGGAGAAUCUCUACCAAUUGAUGAAGGACAGGGACAAACUUUUCCCCGAGCCGGUGAUCAGGAAUAUCGUGUAUCAAGUGCUUCAAGGAUUGGCGUUCAUGCAUAAACACGGCUUCUUCCACCGUGACAUGAAGCCUGAAAAUUUAUUAUGCAUGGGACCGGAACUCGUGAAGAUUGCUGAUUUCGGUCUUGCCAGGGAAAUACGAUCAAGACCCCCCUACACGGAUUACGUGUCCACGAGAUGGUAUAGAGCGCCGGAAGUUCUACUCCAUUCGACGACCUACAACAGCCCGAUCGAUAUUUGGGCGGUAGGUUGCAUCAUGGCCGAAUUGUACACGUUCCGGCCACUUUUCCCCGGGAAAAGCGAAAUCGACGAGAUUUUUAAAAUUUGCUCCGUGAUCGGCACGCCGGAGAAGGACGAUUGGCCGGAAGGUUAUCAACUGGCGGCCGCUAUGAAUUUCAAAUUUCCAAAUUUCUCCCGGACUUCGUUGAGCGUGUUGAUACCGAAUGCCGGUCAAGAAGCGGUGAUACUCAUGGAGGAUAUGCUGCAAUGGAAUCCCAUUAAAAGGCCGACGGCGCAACAGUCCCUAAGGUAUCCCUAUUUCCAGUUGAACGUGCCACGUGUAAUUAAUAGUACAAAGAUCGGGGUCGCGGCGUCUCAACGUGAUUUCGUAAUAAACAAAGUAAAUCUUCCACCACCGGUUCUUAAAUCGUACAAUUAUUCCCAGCAGGACGGCUUGAUGGGAUCCAGAGCCCAGGAGAAAAUGAUACAACCGAAGGAGCAAGAGAAAACGAUACUCCCGCUGGUGAAUCAUAAUAGUUACAUGCGCCAAAGUAAUCCUCAAAAGUUGGACGAGGAUGAUUUUGCCGAGUUGUUGGGUAGCAAGAUCGUUCCCGAGAACGUGAACUCAAAGCUAGUCCCAGAACGAGUAUACAAAGAGAACCGUGCCAAUUGGAAUGUGAAUUAUUUGCCAGAAAACCCGAGGAAUUGGGUGUUGCCGGCUUGGAACGAGCCAGCCCCUAUUAAUUGGAACCAGUUGCAACCGAAUAUGAAGAAUGGUCGAAAAGUUUCUGGGAAACAACAUUACUUCAGCUUGGCUCGAUACAUCGCAGGCCAGAGCGCGAGCUUAUCGUCCAGAAACGGUGAUUCCGACCAGACAAAGCCUAGAUUAAUGCGGAAUCUUGUUGGUCAAUCGGUGGAGAAGUACGAGGAAUUCACCGAUUCUUUCUGGAUGCCUACUAGGAACUCUAUUGAGAAUCAAGCAAAACGAUAUUACAUUCCACGAAAUCGUUACAUCGCCGAUCAAACAUUAAGAUUGCCUUAUCCUAGCGUUUACGGUACGCAAAAUAUUAAAAAUACGGAUAAAGGAACUCUACUACCGAGCAAUGGAACCGUGGUGAACACGAAAGGCAGCGGAAGCCUUCAUGGUAGAACCGACUGGGCUGCUAAAUAUCUCAAAUGACUGUUUCAAAGUUACGUAUACAAUUUGUAACUGUGAUAGAAUGGCAUUUACCUUUUUUUUUUCAUUCCAUUAUAAGAGAAAUCCAGAUGGAGGAUUUAAAAAAAAAAA
Molecule: messenger RNA, 2060 nt
Organism: Apis mellifera (honey bee)
Lineage: Eukaryota; Metazoa; Arthropoda; Insecta; Hymenoptera; Apidae
Product: serine/threonine-protein kinase dyf-5
Exons: 10
Coding region: 243-1952 (569 amino acids)
Biological process (GO): intraciliary transport; protein phosphorylation; cilium assembly
Cellular component (GO): nucleus; cytoplasm; cilium
Molecular function (GO): ATP binding; protein serine/threonine kinase activity
Source: RefSeq, a predicted model, not a curated record